GCUGAGCAGUAUGGUGUUUUGUUUGUUUUCUAUUCAGGAGCAGUGGUGUGGAGUGAAUGAAGAGUGCGAGCGCGUGAGCGGGUGGUUCCGCGCGCUCUGAUUGGUCCAUUAAAGCUCGGCUGCGCCCCUAAAAGAAAAGAAAGCUGAGGGAGCCUAUUGGCGCGCGCGAUCCUCCCCUCCUGCACCGUGCGCCAAAAAGUUGUCCACUUAAACUACUACUCGAGCUCUGCGCACACUUUGUCAUCAAAACCUGCCGGACCUUUGCAGAAAACACUGCGAAGAAAUUAAGUAACCUUUGGCCACUUAAAGAGAGUUAAGGAGUUGGUCCCCCUCCUUCCUCGCUCGCGCGCUCGACAUUUCGGUGGCAGCUGUGAUUUUUGCUCAUGCCCCUCUCCCCAAAACAGGAGAAGCAUUAAUCCUUUAAAAAAAAAAAAAAAAAAAAAAAAACAGUUUAGGAGAUUUAAAAUCCACUCAGCGCUUUGGUUGGAUAACAGAUAUUUUUUGUUGUUGUUCUGUUUUGCUUUUGAUUCGGAUCUCCUGUCUGCAAAACAGCACUGAUCUUCCAGUUUGGACACCAGCUUUUAAUUCUUGGCCUAAACUGCGCCUUGUGCAUAGAAGCAGAAUGUCGUCUUUACCGGGAUCAGUACCUCGGAUGAUGAGACCAGCACCAGGACAGAACUAUCCCCGCACAGGCUUCCCUUUAGAAGUCUCCACUCCUUUGGGUCAAGGGCGUGUGAAUCAGCUUGGCGGGGUUUUUAUUAACGGCAGGCCUUUGCCUAACCAUAUCCGACAUAAGAUCGUGGAAAUGGCGCAUCACGGAAUUCGGCCGUGCGUGAUCUCGCGCCAGCUGCGGGUCUCCCACGGCUGCGUGUCCAAAAUCCUGUGCAGGUAUCAGGAGACAGGAUCCAUCCGCCCCGGAGCUAUAGGGGGGAGUAAACCCAGGGUGGCAACGCCGGACGUGGAGAAACGCAUAGAGGAGUACAAGCGCGAGAAUCCCGGCAUGUUCAGCUGGGAAAUCCGCGACAAACUGCUGAAGGACGGGGUGUGUGACAGAAGCACAGUUCCCUCAGGUGAGGCCUCACCUGUGAGCUCGAUAAGCCGAGUGCUUCGCGCCCGAUUUGGCAGGAAAGAAGAUGAAGACGAUUGUGAUAAAAAAGAUGAAAGUGGAGAGAAGAAAACAAAACACAGCAUUGAUGGCAUACUCGGUGACAAAGGGAGUCGUGUAGAUGAAGGCUCAGAUGUGGACUCAGAGCCAGACCUGCCGCUGAAGAGGAAGCAGAGACGCAGUCGAACCACGUUCACGGCUGAGCAGCUGGAGGAACUGGAGAAGGCCUUCGAAAGGACACACUACCCUGACAUCUAUACCCGAGAGGAGCUGGCUCAGAGGACUAAACUCACAGAGGCUCGAGUACAGGUCUGGUUUAGCAAUAGGCGAGCCAGAUGGCGCAAACAAGCCGGAGCCAAUCAGCUUGCUGCAUUCAACCACCUGUUACCAGGAGGUUUUCCAGCAACAGGCAUGCCCACUCUGCCCACUUACCAGCUCCCUGAACCCAGCUACUCUGCUACCACAUUAUCACAGGAUGGCAGUAGCACAGUGCACCGGCCGCAGCCUUUGCCCCCCUCCACCAUGCAUCAGGGCAGCCUCUCCAGUGACAGCAGCUCCGCCUAUGGCCUCUCGUCCAAUCGGCACAGCUUUUCCAGCUACACUGACACUUUCAUGAGCCAGUCAGCAUCCAGCAACCCCAUGAACCCAGUCAACAAUGGCCUCUCUCCACAGGUUAUGAGCAUCCUGAGCAACCCAAGCGCCAUGGCUCCUCAGCCGCAGCACGACUUCUCCAUCUCGCCUUUGCACAGCGGACUUGAGGCUUCCAACCCUAUCUCAGGAAGCUGCAGUCAGCGCUCAGAGCCCAUCAAGACGGCAGAAAGCCUGGCUUCAUCUCAAUCCUACUGCCCUCCUACCUACAGCUCCACCAGCUACAGUGUGGACCCCGUCACAGCUGGCUACCAGUACAGUCAGUAUGGCCAGACUGCCGUAGACUACCUGGCUAAGAACGUCAGCUUGUCCACACAAAGGAGGAUGAAGCUCGGGGAGCAUUCAGCUGUCUUGGGACUGCUACAAGUGGAGACGGGCCAGGCCUAUUGACAGACUCCUCCUCUGGAACAUCACUUCUCUCUUUCACCAGCAUCCCUUCAUCCACUGUGCUGUGCGAGAGAAAAGAGAAGUAGCGAAAUUCAUAGACAGCCUUAGACCCCUAACCUAUGGCUGAGUGAAUACAAAAGCCAUUUAAUAAACAGACACUAUAGUGCCGCUUCUCGUCUCUCUCCUUGUCCAUCCCAUUUCUCGUCCCCAAGUGAAUAUUUCCACAAAGAGACUUUUUCAGGAUUUUGGAGGAGAAAGCAAGCAUCACAACAGUCAGUGUUAACAUGCAGGCCACGGUCCCAUUCGGACAUGGUUUGGACCAUGUUAAUGUUUAAUAGGAUUUAAAAUUAUGGUAUUACAUUUAUAUUUGAUAUAAUGAUUGUGGUUGUUUCUAUUACUGUUGCAGUUAUUAUUGUUAGAACAAUUUGUUUACAUCUUAUAUUUGUCUUUUUUGGUUUCUCAGCCAGUUUCUAACACACCAUACAAAGAGAGGCUGGUAGCAGUUCGGGUUGCCCGCAGUGCAGGUUAUUUAACCUUUUAAUCUAAGUUCGACGUUCAGAGAGAUCUGGACCUGUCAGUGGGGUGUCUGGCUCAGCAGAGUCUUCUGGGAAGGUCUGGCCAAUAAGGACUCCAAGAGCUUCCAAUCCUUGCCCCUUUGUUCCCACAUGGAUUAUCCGCUGGGAAAAGCCACAACAGUUAGAAAUGAAAACGGUCCUAAAGCAUCCCCUUGAUCUACACUAUGGGCAAGUUUUAGAGAGAGACAUUUAUCAGUAUUUUUUUUUAAUGGAGUAAGAUAACUUUGCAUUGCUGACGCAUUAAACCCAGGUUAUCAUUGAAAAACCAGCCCAUUUCAUUUAAAUAUUACCACUAUGAUCUUAUACACGUAAGGUGGAAUAGUUCAAAAACCAUGUUCCUUUUCAAAAGCUGUGUAAGGUCAGUUUUUUUUCUUUCUUUUUUUUUUUUGUCUCUAUUAAUGCAAGGUGCUACAUUCCAGAACAUUACUUUACAAUGUCAUGGGACCUACUAUAUACAGUGUAUUAUUUAGCAUUCCACAAAUGUCUUGCACUUUCCUUUUCUUUCUUUUUUUUUUGUAUGCAGGCUUGAUACUUCACAAAUGAAAUGUUACAAAAGGGAUUACUUCACAAUUCUACAUUUAAAUGAUAUAAUAAUUUUGUAAUAGCCUUUGAAAAGGCAUUCUAUUGGUGCAUAUUCCAAUAACAAACAUAUAUUUGAGCUACACUAAUGUCAUAGCACUUGUUGAUAAUUGGCCACAGUAAAGUAUAAAAGGGAAUUAUACAGGGUGAAUUUGUUGUGUAUGAAACAGAAAGUGGAGUGACCAGAAGUUAUAAUGCAUACAUUAUAAUAUAUUGCAUUCUGUUUCCCCUCUUUUGAUAAAUUUCUUGUUUCAACUGCAUCAAGUAUGUAAUGUAAAGAAUGUAAAGAAAGUAAUUUUGCUUCAUAUAAAUAAUUAGUGAUUUGAAUUUACUUCAUCUCCCCAUAAUGGACUGUCUUACUCUUCACAAAUCAUUCCAUUAACAAAAAGACCUCUCCAUACAUGAUGAGCCAAGAAUAAUGUUUAUCUGCUUUCCAGGACCUAUGUUCCAUCCUAUCUUGUUUGGCAUCUCAUUCCACAGUUUGGAUGUAUACAUACACCAUUCAGUCAGAACAGGAAGUAGCUGGCAGGACAAACAGAAAACAAGACAAGCUCACUCAGGCACGUGACCAUGUGCCAUUAAAGACUGAUAACAUUUCAUUUAACUCUUCAAAUAUUUUGUAAAAAAAAAAAAAAAAAAAAUAUAAAGAAGGAGUGUAAAAAGUUUUUAGUGUGUAGCACUCAUUUCUAACACAGUCUACCUUUUGGAUAUUGAAAGCACUAUUUGAGUUCCAAAAUUUCUUUCUAGCUUCAUUUUUUUCCCCAUCACAUUCCUAUAUAGUUCUUUCUUAAGCAACUGUAAUUUGCUUUAUCUUUCUGUUCAGCAUGUAUGUAUAUUAUCAUGGCAUAAUUUAUUCUGCUGUAUGAAACAAUAGCAUAAUGGGAACUUGUACUGGUUUUCCUACAUUCAGCCUGUUGGUGUCUUUACUGUAGCACUGUUAUUGAUUAAAGUUUUGAAAACUGGACAAGCAAUUCUUUGUGGAUUCUUCUGCAGUCCUGUUGCUCUCAUAAGCCAAUAAUAAAUUAGCAAUAGUCUUGGGUAAAAAUACAAUAGCAAAGAUUUUGGGUAAUUUUUUUUACUUUUAAUUUCCCAUACUGAUAUGCCAGUACAUAUUUUCCUGAGGACAUGCAGAGCUGACACAGCCUACAUACAUGUUUUAAUCACUGAUAUUUCUAUUCAGUCAUUUUCAAGGGGUGAAAUAUCUAUUGGCAUGUAUCAUACAUACAUACUGCCGUUUGAUCUCACUACAAACAGCAAUCAUGAUUUAAUCCCCGUCUCCACAAUGCAGUGUUUUUCAGCGCAUUUGAAGUCAAGUGCAUCUUGACAGUCAUAGUGAUUUAAGAUACUAAAAAUAGUUGGCAGUAAUUGAGCCGAGCUGUGAGGGAAUAAAGAAGAGCUUAAAAGCAGUGUCACAACACAGAUGCUUCAGUGCCACUGCCUUCACAGAAGGCUUGUGUAAUGGUUCAGUAGCCCCAGGCCAUGUGCCUCAGACCUGACCACGAGGGCAUCGCCUGGGCACAAAGCCUCUGAACACUUGCCAAUGUGUGCUGCUUAUGGCCUGAGACUCACAAGCCUGAAGAGUUAGCAAUGCAAUGACUACUUGUUCAAACACCUUGAACACCACAGACAGACAUUCCUUUUGUGAUUAAUAGAAUUACAGGAAAAUAUGUAUCAUGAACAGUCAUUCAGGAGCCAGCUGUGCGUCCUACAGCAUUUGCAUGCAGUGAUGAAAUCUCACUGGUAUGUGGUUUUGAGCUGAGGACUCCUUCUUUAUGAUUCAGCUGUCCAUGGCAUUUUGUGCUGUCAUACAAAGUCAUUUCACAUAUGAGCAAUAUUGCUAUCAAGAAAACAGCUGUUGUGUCAUUUAAAAAAAAUGUUAUUUCUUUCUCUCAUAUGUUUAAGAAUUUUCAUUAAAAAACAGGAGACAGGACGGAACAAAUAUUCACAACAAAACACACACACUCACAUACAAUGAGAAUUCUGGAGUGAUGAGAAAUGUAAAUGAUGAAUUAUGUAUAAUAAUAAUAAUAAUAAUAAUAAUAAUAAUACUGUUGUUUUUAUUAUAUAUAAUAAAAAGAGGAGAAAACUAAACUGCUUUUUAAAAUAAGCAAAAGCAAAGGUGAAAAGUGUAUAAUCACUGAUGGAUGUAAUUAUUAUCAUUGUAAUAAAAAAAAAGAAUACAUAAAAUAUUUCAAUGCAUUUCUGAAGCCUGGUGUUUAGUUAAUAAUUAGUAUUUUGGGUCACCAAAACAUUAUCAUUACAAGGGGAAAAAAUGCCACAAGGUAUGAAUUGAUUAAAACAUGUCUGAAGAAGUCUGACACCCCUCCUCUCGAACAGAGCCUAAGGCUAUUGUGUUGUAGAGACUGUGCUGUGUCAACCACUCGAAAAUGUCACAAAGAAAGCACUUACAAAGCCUAACAUCUCCUUAAAUCCCAUAAUUAUUCCAGGAUACAUUAUGUACCUGAGCCUGCCUGUCUGAUCUCUACUGAGGGGAUUCUACAUUCCCACAAUCAGCUUACACCGACAGAUCGCAUGAUUGCCUAAUAACCUGGAUUGGUAAGUAGACUACUUAGUAGGAGAUUGUUACUGAAAAAGAAUGUAUCCUUUCAGCCAAAACCAUUGUUAGAUAUAUUCCUUUUUUCUGACACAUUAUACUCUUACACAAUGGAGGUUUUUUUUUUUCACAGUCGAUGUCAAUAUGUCUAAGACAAUUUUAUUCCUCCCUUCAAUUCUCAGGAAGUUUUUCCUCUUAAGCCAAGCCUUUCAUUUGCCGUCUCCAGGCACUGGAAUACAAGAUUAUAGUCCUCCAUAGUAACCCUGGUAUUCCGUAGGCAGCCUCCUCCAUGUGCCCCUCCCUGCCCCCAGUCUCUAAUCUCCACACGCCAGCAUCACUUCAAAAUUAAGCUGUGAGCAAACUGGAAGUCUUGCUAACGCUACUCACUCUCAAAACCACUCAAUACACCCUAGUGAAAAGUCUCACUCUCCUGCAUGAGAGCAGUCCACACUUGAAUGAAUGACCUCAACCUCUCUCUCUCGCUGGCCGUUUCAUGUCCUGCAUCUUAUAAUUCACUCUUUCCAUUUCACCUGAGAGAAAAGGAGGGAAAUUGAAGGUGGGCUUGUCGAUCCAAGACAUGAGUUUGACAUAAAUCAUGAAGGCUAUUUGUAUGUUUACUUUAGAAAACUGCUCAGCUUCCAGACUAAUUCAUGUUAAUAGCAAAAAAUGGAAAUGACCUGCAACGCUGAAUAAUGCACAAGCCUUAGUGCAUUUUUAUGAGGAGAUACACGCAUAAAAGUCUUCUUUUGAAAACCAGUCAGCUCCUAACAUGCGUGACGCCUGGGCAUAGACUCUAAUACACAGAGACAAUUUUGCUAGAUAAUGGCCUAUCACGCAGGAUACAAUUUAAAUUAAAAAAUGCAAUUUUCACCUUGAAAUGAACAAAUGAUUACAAUUUCUAUACAAAUUAAGGCAUCUAGGCGGUGCCUCAGUGCACUGCUCAGGCCAUGAAACUUGACAUAAUUACCAUGAAAUAUAUUUUGAAAUAUUUGUAUUUUUUGCCCGUUGCUUUAAAGCAUGCCGCUUUGCCUUCUGCUGGAUUGUGAUCUCACCUUCUGGGAAUAAAAGAGAGUGAAAAUCAGCAGAGAUGAAAAGCCCUUCAACAGGCAAGAUAAAAAAAAAAACAUAAAAAAGAUGAGGAAAAAUACAAACAGUAAAUUGACGCUGUUCAGCCUGCCAGCGUCUGGAGUUAUCUGUAAAAGCCAAAUUAUCGAACCUUAUCUAGAAAAUCAUAUCUAAUAGUGAUCUGCUCUGAUGUUUUUCUUUCUCCCCCAUUCCCUUUCUCUUUACUUGCACUCUUCACUUGCAUUUAUUGCUUUGUUUAUAGUUAUGAAUAUAUUUAGAAGAAAUGCUAACGUGUGUGUUUGAGUUUGGAAGUUGUGGCGAAUUGCGGACAGCAUCACAGGAGAAGCAUGUAAUUCAGAAGUUAGAGACUAUGGAUGAUAUGAGGAUGCAUGCUGAUGGGUUUGCUUCUUUAUACAAAAACAUGCUAAAGCACACUAAAGGUGAAAACACAAUAAAGAUUUUUCACGUUCAUUUUCGCAUUGAAUCAUUCCUGCACUCUGGAAGCUCAUCUGGUAGUGAAUUCAGUUUUCAUGACUGACCACAAUGCUCUUAUUUAGUGAUGUUGUGUAUUUUUUCCAUUUGUGAAAUCCAGUCACAUUUCCUCAGUAAUACUGUGAGAGAACUUGUAAAGUGACCCUGCUUUCUCCGACUGCCCUCCUCGUCAUCUAUCUCUGAGCACUGUCAGUGUGAUUCCAGUCUGUCUGAGAGGCACACA
Molecule: messenger RNA, 7628 nt
Organism: Pangasianodon hypophthalmus (striped catfish)
Lineage: Eukaryota; Metazoa; Chordata; Actinopteri; Siluriformes; Pangasiidae
Gene: pax7b
Product: paired box 7b
Exons: 9
Coding region: 623-2143 (506 amino acids)
Biological process (GO): regulation of transcription by RNA polymerase II; anatomical structure development
Molecular function (GO): RNA polymerase II cis-regulatory region sequence-specific DNA binding; DNA-binding transcription factor activity, RNA polymerase II-specific
Source: RefSeq, a predicted model, not a curated record